UUUGUCCCCUUUUUAGACAAACACAUGGUUGGGUCGUACACCGAGCGAUGAAACAAGGGGGAUCAUGCCUUGCCUGCCCAGUGUGUACCUCAAAUGCACCUCUAUGGUUAUGGACACGGGCAACUUCAGCAUCGACUAUUCCUCGCCGUAUCCACCCAAUGGACAUAAGAGUUCCUCCAUCAUUCCGCUCUCAAGGGGAGAUUUAGGGUCUAAGUCUGUGCUUCAAAUGGGGAAGAUUUCCAGUCCAGAGCAUCAGGAGCCACCGUCAUGUAACCAAAAGCUAGCCUGUAGGAGGUCCAACGUCUCCAUGACCAUGCAAUACUUGGGAGCCGGUUUCUCUACAGUCAACGAAAUCAUCAACCCCAAAGACGAGCUGACCAUGUUCCAGCAAGUCUGCGGAGGAGAGAACGUCUGUGUGUACAAGGGAUAUCUGACACCAGGAGGUAACUCGUAGACUUGUCAAGCUGUCUCUUCUAGUAAAGGCGAGAGCCAAGAGGUCAAGCUUACUUGGGCAAGGAGACAAUAGUGAGCCUUGGUAAUAUGGCCUUGUCUCGAUACCCCAGAAUGCUCAGAAGAACGUGCUUGUAAGGCUCAGUUCUUGAGACACGGGUGGCAUUGUCUCCAGUAAGGUGAUAGCCCGGCAGAUGAAACACUAGCCAGCAGGGCACACAUUAUAUUUCACGGGUCGUGACUGUUUCCUUCAGUACAAGUCAAGCUUUUGUGCUGACCUCACUGAACAUCAAUGAUGUGGCCUUGUCUUAUUACUUCUUAAUGACUAGGAGUAACAUAGUAACUGGGCUUGAAAAAAUAAUCAUCAGUUUAUAUGUAUUUAUUAUUGAUGUUUAUUUCCCCUCAUGUAAGAGUAUUUUGAGUUUCUAUCGAGGCGCCACUAUGGCUUCCCGUUCAGCGCCAGCCUGUAUAUUAACGGCCUGAUAGCAGCCCGGAUAAGCGCCUGUUGUGAGUACAGGUACCAUGUUGGAUUCCAGCAGGGAAGAAGGGGCUGCUUCCGAGUCAGCCAUAUCACCGGAGGAAAACCUUGCUACAGGUAUGUCCAAACUCCAUAUAAUUAUUAUAGUUAUUGAACUGUAUUGGGUUGGGGCCACCAUUUUGCCAUAUCUCGGACACUAAAGAGAUUCCAUUUUUCCUUCCAGGUGUCUGGAAUCUACCAACCUCAAACCAUCCCACCCCAAGGAAGAAAAGGACAAGUUGACUAGUAGUUCUAGUAAAGACUCUGGCAAUGCUGAGGGGAAUGUUUACAGUGAAUUUGAUCCAACGCCCUCAUCACGAGAAUCCCAGUUUCCCAGCCCGAGUAACACGGUCGAGAAGCUUGAGGGACACACACAGUUGAACGUACAGAAGAUGAAUGGAAUUAACGGCAGAUAUGGGCCACACACACCAGUUCCCCCCAGUUCACGGCCCAGUAGCAAAGUGCCAGCGCCCAAUCAAAGGAGGAGGCUGAAAAAGAAGAGGCCCCCAAAUCAACAGUCGGACUCUGAGCAGGAGAAUGUUCUACAUGAGAAAGAUGAGGGAUACAGGAGACUCCGAGCGCUGCGGGCACAGAGGAGAGAGCACAGAAGGAGUAUCAAACCCCCCCUACAGAGUCAACUUGCAGAAAAUGGCAACAACAAGGGGGAUGGUGGAGCGAUAGAACCUAAAGCGCCAACUGGACCCAAGGCCGUACAUGAACCUACUGCAAGUGGAACAAACCUUAAAGAAGCAUUAAAGCCCUUUAGCAAUGAACCCCAUGACUAUGGCAAGGAGAAGUCCCUCCAGGAACACGUAGAAGCCAAAGCAGCGAUAUAUCGUGACUUCAUUACAAAACAAACAGAUUUUGGCCACGAAGACAUAAAUUCGGUAGCAGUAAGGAGUUUCAAAGCAGAAGAAAUCCCACCGAGUACUGAGGACGUAGAAGCGACAUCAGAGCAGGAUAUUCAUGGAAAACUGGCAGCGGCAUUGGCCGAGGACGAUAACGUUUGCUCGGAGGUGGAGCUUAGCGACUCCAGCGACAGCAGUGAUGAUCGCAGUCUUGCCGAAACGAAAUCAGAAGGCACAUCUGAAACUCAAAAGGCUACCAAGUCCUCACCGAAGGCAGAUCGGCCCGAUGGCCCACAAGAACCACAGCAAGAGGGAGUGAUGGAAACAUCAGCUCUUAAUGGCGGUUCUGGAGUUUCAGAAGAAGUGGAAGAUGAAGAAGAUGAUGAAGAAGAUGGAAACGCUCUUAUCAACCAGUAUGAAGGCCUUCUCCAACCAAUAGAAAUGCAGCCAAGGUAA
Xenopus tropicalis (tropical clawed frog) is the source of this 2271-nucleotide messenger RNA. RefSeq names its product nucleolin 1-like. Bases 1360 to 2271 code for a protein of 303 amino acids. The record is from RefSeq and is a predicted model, not a curated record. The transcript is spliced from 7 exons. Lineage: Eukaryota; Metazoa; Chordata; Amphibia; Anura; Pipidae.